This is a messenger RNA of Brassicogethes aeneus, 603 nucleotides long. Lineage: Eukaryota; Metazoa; Arthropoda; Insecta; Coleoptera; Nitidulidae. The record is from the annotation of a GenBank genome assembly.
AUGGAAUAUGCUUAUCAAGUGUUGGAUACAUUUAAAACCCAGGACUGUGCAGCACGUCAGGAAUCCUCACAAAAGAAGCCGCGGUUAACAUAUGAGGAAAUUAUUGUGCAAGAAAAGUGUAGUGGAACGGAAGAAACUCAACUGCGCGAGGAAGAAUAUUAUGAACAUGACGAAAAUGGAGAGCUGGGAGAAUCUCCCCGUUACAAAACUGAACGUUCAGGGGUGUGGACUGAAGCAGCUACAAAGCAGCUUAUUCUUAUAUAUAAACAUUUAUAUCCAAAGAUACAGUCUGGACAACUUGCAACUAAAAAUGUUUGGCCGAAACUCGAGUCCUUAAUGCAGGAAAACAACUACCAUUUCAGCAGCAAACAAAUUGCGACAAAAGUCGAUACUCUUAAAAGAAGGUAUAAGGAUAUAAAAGAUUAUAAUGCAAAGUCAGGCAAUGAUUUGAAAAGUUGGAUGUACUACGACGAUAUGGAAGACAUUUUCGGCACCCAGCCUUGGGCAAGGCCUUUGUCUACUGUAUCAUCAGCAACUAAGACCGCAUCAGAAUUAGAUGAUGAGGCAACAGGUAUAAAAUAUAAAAAAGGCGGAUUUCCUUAA